Molecule: messenger RNA, 1755 nt
Organism: Plasmodium vivax (malaria parasite P. vivax)
Lineage: Eukaryota; Apicomplexa; Aconoidasida; Haemosporida; Plasmodiidae
Exons: 2
Coding region: 1-1755 (584 amino acids)
Source: RefSeq, a predicted model, not a curated record
AUGAAGCACGUGAACUCGCUGGCGUUCCUGUACAACGAGUUUAAGAACAACGUGGAGGACCUGGAGAAGACGUACGAGAACUUCCUCAAGGCGUUGAAGGUGUCCAAGGAGACAGAAGAAAGGUUGCUCAAGAUGAAUGAUAACAAAACAGCUAGCUUCAUAAGCGAAAUGGAAGACCUCAAAAGUGAGUAUGAUGUGUUUAAAGAUUCAAUCGAGGAAAAUCUGAACAACAAAAAAAAUGAGUUUAACAAAACUUUGAAAACGACCAUUGAGGGAUUCUUCCAGAACUCCGUGAAGGAGCUAAAAGGGAUCAGCAAGUACAUUCGUUACAUAAAUUUAAAUGCAACCAAUUUGCACAAAAUCGUGUCGAGCAUAUUCUCCAAGGCCAUGAAUUUAAGUGACAUCUACGAGCAGAACAUUAACCAUAUUUACGAAAUUGGGAAGGAGUACUACCGGAUGAAGUUAACUACACUAAAUCAUUUGCUCGCUUUGGAGUACGAGCAGUACAACAAGACACUGGGGUUCAUUUCUAAUGAGAAAUAUUUGGACAACUUCUCAGACGUAUUUUACAUUGAAAUGUUAAAAAAUUAUUUAAAAAAUUCGACCCAAAAAACGGUAAUGAUUGAUUUGUCAAACAUCCUGGAGAGGCAUUCCUUCCAUGAGCUCUCCCACUUCUUUAACAUUUUCUUGAAGUCCUUCCAAAAGGGAGUUAUCAUUUACGUCAUCAACAGAGUAGACACCAACUACCACAACAACAAAAUGAUAUUUAUAGAAUAUUUCAAGUUGUACGAGUUAGUGCACUAUAUAAAGGCUAAUUAUGGCGACCUAAAAAUCGAUUUUAUAGAAAUUCACGUCUUCAAUAUGUACAUCUCCGUUUUUGUAAAUGCCAAUGGGAUUUUGUACCACGUCAACUACGAGUACUUCCUCGACGCGCACUCCGUCACCCUCUACAACGCCUACAACUACGGCUACUUCUUCACCAACCAGAAGAUCCCCGAUGAUGCUUCCCCCGCUAGCAGCGCUGAUGGGAAGGACCCUUCGAAUGGAAGUGAUAAUAAACCGGGCGCCACCCCCGGGGGAGAGAAGGCUGCUAUUACCCCCCCUGAGGAACGCAUAUACGUACUCUACGUAGGCAGUCGUGUCGUGCAAGACAACUGCAUCAUGUACAAUCGAGAGGAUAUGAUCGAAUUUAAAAAGGGAAACGCUUACAAGAUUAUUCAGCAGAACAAGUUUAACUCUCACGACUCCUUCUUCAACAUCUUCCUGCUCAAGCUCGAGUCCGAAUAUAAUUUCUACAACCAGUUCCUCAGCAGCGAGCACGACCACCUCUACCGCUUCUCCGUGCACAACUGCAGCAUGAUUCUCACCUACGACUCCCUCGCCAAGUUCAACAUCCCCCACGAGAAGUUCACCCCCCACUUUAAAGACGUGUACACGCUGAUCAUCAUCUACCCCGGCAGCAACAUCAGCUCCAUGUGCAGCCUCUUCAGCAACUACAUCUUCCGCGAGUCCGUUUACAACCUGCGGAAGGAGCAGUCCAACGUGCUGGAGAUCUACGCGGAGAAGAAAAAACUCACCAUGCUGGUCAACAACAAAACGAAGAACUACUACGCCAACCUCGACAACAAGAAGAAGGACGAGCCCCUGGAGACCAGCCUCCUCAAAAUGAAGAGCUGCCUCAAGCAGUACGCCAGGAGCAACUACGACGACUACUUCGAUUACCUGAACAUCAUUUAUUUUGUGUCCUCCGAUUAG